Monopterus albus (swamp eel) is the source of this 2590-nucleotide messenger RNA. Its product is annotated as piggyBac transposable element-derived protein 3. The transcript has 2 exons. The record is from RefSeq and is a predicted model, not a curated record. The coding region runs from base 700 to 2010 and encodes 436 amino acids. Lineage: Eukaryota; Metazoa; Chordata; Actinopteri; Synbranchiformes; Synbranchidae.
CUCAUAUGAGGACCACACAUUUUGGGUUUCCUGCACCAUAUACUUUAUUUCUUCUCAACUUAGACCUGUUGUCCUCGUAUGUAGACACUUUUACCACCAUCUUGUGGUAGGAAAAGCACAUUACAUGUGUUACUAUAAUUCCAAGAUGGCGUCGAUCUCAGUCAAGAUGUUCUACGGCCGAGCCCGAAAUAAAAAUGGACAAGGGUCCAUUUCUUUGUCAAAAGCAGAAAGACUGCUGAAUGCAAUAGUAGGAGAGAACUCUGAUGUGGAGGAGCUGUCUGAUGGUGAAGAAGCUGAUCCUGGUGUGGAACUACUACAUGAUAAAGAUUAUAUUCCACCUGAUUUAUCAGAAUCUGAUCAGCAGAGCAGUGAUAGUGACAGUGAGCCACCACCAUCCACAGAAUGUGCACGUAAACGUAAGCGUGGUAGAAGUGUUGAGCCAGGAUCUAGCAAGAAUACAAGUAGAGUGCGCUGGAAGUCAAGUGCCUUCACUCCAGACAUAGUGCAGUUUGAGGCUGAAGAGGAAACUCUGCAUGAGAGACAUAACUGGCAGCCACUGGACUAUAUGGAGCAGUACAUUGAUAGAGAGUUGAUGAAUCUAAUUGCUAACUGCACAAAUGCUAUGUCUCUAUCUAACAGUGGUAGCUCUCUCAACACAUCAGUUGAUGAGAUUUAUCAUUUUUUGGAGCAUCCAUUUUCAUGUCUUGUGUGUCUUACCCACAGCUUAGAAUGUUCUGGUCCAGUGCCUUGAGAAUCCCUGCCAUUAGUGACAAACUCAAGCGUGACAGAUUUUUCAAACUGAGGAAACAUCUGAAAGUAGUCAUUGAUAGUGACAUUUCUGAAGACAUGAGGAAAGCUGACAAAUUCUGGAAGACCAGGCCCUUUAUCGAUCGCAUCCUCAAAGGCUGCUUGCUUCAGGCUCGACCAGAAUGUGUAUCAAUUGAUGAGCAGAUGAUCCCAUUUACAGGAGCUUGCCCAUUUCGACAGUAUGUGCCACUAAAGCCCAAUCCAGUUGGCAUGAAAAACUUUGUGCUGGCUACAGCAGGUGGCAUUGUGCUGGACUUUGAAGUCUACCAAGGUGCAAACUCACUGAGAUCACAGAUCCAGGAUGCAGAGGAACUUGGUUUGGGAGUACUGGUUAUUGCACGUCUGGCUAAAACUCUACACCCUGGCACAAAGGUAUACUGUGAUCGGUUCUUCACAUCCAUGAAAGCUGUAGAUCAAAUGCUGGAGAAGCAGGUGUACCUAACUGGUACAAUAAUGAAGAACCGGGUCACUGAACCACUGCAGAAGCUACCAAGUGACCAAGACAUGAAAGAGCAAGGACGAGGUGCCUCAGCCUCAGUUACCAGAGGAGAUGGCAAGGUUUGUGUGGUGAAGUGGUAUGACAACAAAGCAGUUUUGAUGCUUUCCACUGUUCAUGCUGAACAGCCAGAAGAUGUGUGCCAGCGAUGGUCCAAGAAAGACAAGCAAUAUGUGUCUGUCAUGCGACCAAGUAUUGUGCGCGAGUACAACACCAAGAUGGGCGGGGUUGACUUGACAGACAGGAUGAUGAGCUACUACCGAAUGAGUGUCCGAACCAAGAAGUGGACCAUUCGAAUGCUGAUGCACUUCCUUGAUCUUGCUUUAGCCAACAGCUGGCUAUUAUAUCGCCAAGACAACACUCUGUGUGGCACACCAAAAAGAGACAUGAUGCAGUUUCUUCAGUUUCGCAUGACAGUGGCUCAGGCAUACUUGAGCAAGUGUGGCACUGCUGUUGAAGAUGCACAAGAAGAGAAUGCACACCCUUUGCAACAAGGAAGCAGACAUCAGAUCACCCCAGUACCGCAUGUCUCAAUCCGAACAACUUCUACAAAACAUCUUCCAGAGAUGGUCAACCUGAAAAACCCAAUGCGUUGCAGACAAACAGGAUGCUCAGGGAAAUCACGUGUCCGAUGUAUGACAUGCAACAUGUUCCUGUGUUUGCAAACUGAACGUAACUGUUUUGCAGCUUUUCACAAAGGUCCAUAGGUGUGAUACUGUUUCUACAGACUACAAACAAAUGAAAUUUCUCUGCACAAAAUGAAUUGAGACAAAACAUACUUUUGAAAUAUGUAGUCAUGUAGUCAUCAGUCUGCAAUGUGUUGCAAUUACUGUGUGCACAGUCAUGUUCUGGCAUAGAUUUGUACUGUGAUGUGUUGCAAAUAUUGUUAGCAAAUUUUGUUUUUGCACAGCUAUGUUCUGGCAUAGAUUUAUUCUCUAAUGUGAUGCAAAUAUGUGCACAGCCAUUUUCUGGAAUAGUUUUGUACUGUGAUGUGUUGCAAAUAUUGUCAGCAAAUUUUGUUUUUGCACAGCUAUGUUUAUUCUGUAAUGUGUUGCAAAUAUUGUGUGCACAGCCAUGUUCUGGCAUAGUUUUGUUCUGUCUCAAACACCAGUAAUUUUAUUGUAUUACGCAUUAAAAUAAACCCAAUGUCCCCAUAUGAGGACAUCAUUUUUCUCAAAAAUGACUUCCUGUUCAAAGACCAUACUUGGAUUUUAUACUUAUCAUGUCCCAAUAAUCCCAAAUAGAUAGGAAAAAAUUAAAAUGCAUAUGAAACCAAAGCUCAGGACU